AUGCUUGCUCUGCCCUACACGCUCUCCGCCUCUUUCUUCCUCCCCAGUCUCGCCACCUAUGUCGGCUUUCCCCAGAAGAGUUCUUCACACUCAGUCCUAAGCCAGCUCUCCACGUCAUCUCAAGGUUUACCAACCAGCACCACCCUUCCAGAACUUUUCCCUUCUCCCCCCCAACUUGGCGCUCCGCCUCUCGGCGUAAUCUGCCAGACACAACGCGAACCCGCGCACCUUCUCGACGGAGAUUACAUCAACGACGUGCAGAUCGAAGCCGGAGACGCGUACCAGCGCUGGGUACAGUCACUUGGCACACGCGACGGCGGGCCAGACUCCAUACCGUGGCCUCGCGCCUUCGACCCUCAGUCAAUGAUGGGCACUGAUGGCCACGGGAAGCAGUACACGGUCGUUACGCCAGGAGACUGUAAAUGGAGCGGGUUACUACUGUUUAUGCCGAUAUCGUACCCAGGGACUGCUGCGCCACGGGUGACUGAUGUGGUUGAUUUCGAGCCGUACGGGACUGUGACGACUGAUAUACUGGUUUUCCAGACGAGGGGGCCGGGGUAUAUGGAUGCUGUUGGGACGAGGUGGAAGACUUCGUAUUGUGCUAUCUUGACGAAUUCGGACGCUGGGGAGGGGAGGGAGUUGUAUGCGAAUGGGAGGGUUAACGCAAGGGUGGGUGGAUAUCAUCAGUGCGACGAUGCUGAGGUGCGAUGA
This is a messenger RNA of Bacidia gigantensis, 711 nucleotides long. RefSeq lists its product as uncharacterized. The record is from RefSeq and is a predicted model, not a curated record. Bases 1 to 711 code for a protein of 236 amino acids. The transcript has a single exon. Lineage: Eukaryota; Fungi; Ascomycota; Lecanoromycetes; Lecanorales; Ramalinaceae.